AUGUCGAAAAUAUCAAUCUUGAAACAUCCGAAUGAAGAGGAUGAAGAGUUACAACAUCAAUUGAAAAAACAACACAAACACAUGGAAGAGGGCAACAAGAAAGAGAAGGAUGAAAAGAGCAAAAAGAAGAUCAAGGAAUCGAUCAUCAAACACUCUCCGAUAUCGAUGAGGGAAACAACCCACCCAUCUGGCAUUGAUUCUUCGGAACGAGAGGAAAAGUUGUGGUCCCUUGAUGUUUAUAUCCACGAAGUGAUUCACUUUAUUUAUAAAUCAACCAAUCCAAUGCUUUCUAAUGAUUGCUGUGUUGGAUUCAGACUUUGGGAUUUCCCACUCAUGUAUAUUCAAAAACCAGAAGGUCCCUACACCAAUGCAGAUACCUUAGAAACACGAAUGUUCAAAGAAAGUUUUUCAGCAUCUACAUUUUAUAAAAGUCAAGUGAGGGAUCAAGAAAGUUAUUCGAGUCACAAUAUGUUGUUUAGAACUGGAAAGAGUAUUGUUUUCUCAAUGAAACGAGAUGAAUUAGGAAUCUAUGUACAAACAUUACCACUUUAUGUUUUUCUAUUUAUUUUAACAGCCACCAAAAUGGACGGAGUUGAUCAUAAAUUAGGAUGGAAGCCAGUAUUGAUCGGAAGUGUUCAUAUACCACUUCAUGAAUUAAAAGUGUUUGAAGAGGUGGACACACCAAAAGGGCAACAAAUUCCACAAAGAAAGACGAUUAGUGGAACUUUUUCAAUGAAGAAUGAUCGUGGAUAUGAUGUAGCAGUGAUUGACAUGGAUGUACGAUUAAGGCAACUAUCACCACAACCUGGUUACGCAUUUAACGAUUGCAUGACCAACGAUAUUACAAAAACCUUUUCUUUACAACGACCUCUCACACCUGGAGGUCCCAACUCCAAAGCGAUGGACCUAACUUUAAAACUUCAAACAGGAGCUGUGACAAGAAAUCCACUGUUGACAGUCUCCGACAAGGUGUUGCAAUCCACAAACAAUUUAAUCACUUCAAAAGGAAAUAUCCAUUAUGGUUUGGACAAAGGAGUUACAGGAGAGUUGGGAACAUUAUCGUCUCUAGUUCAUCAUUACAAACAAAACCAACAACAAACCAAAAUCAUGAAAGGUCAAAUUGAGGCCCAAAUCGCUGCCAUGACGGCUCAAUUAUCUCACAUUUCUUCUCAACUAAAGGAAAAAACAAAGGUGAAGAAAUCGAAAAAGUCAGACAAAGUGCUUUAUACAGAAAGUAUUAAGAGGCCGUCGUCAACAACAGCCGUAAGACCACAAAGUACAAGUUCAGUUUCAUCGAAAAGACACAAAUCCCCAAGUAUUUCGCAUCGAAAAGUAUCACAGACCAAGGAAGAGACUUUGAGAAGGGUGACCCAUUCGACGACAAAACAAAGACCCUCAUCAGCUUGCUCCAAGGUUACUUCCCAAAAAUUGACCAAACCUAGUGCGACAAUUCAACAGAAGAGGCCUUCAUCCAAGUUAAAAUCACCAUCUUUAAAAAAUUAUGAAGACGCUCAAAGGAGAAUAGAAGAGGAACUAGCUCAACGAGUGAUAAACAACCUUCAACAACAAUAUUCCACAAUGAAAGAUGAUGAACGACAAGGAACCACUCUGUCCGGAGUCAUUCCUCAACUUGCAGAUACGUUCAAACUGUUGAACAACCAGAAUGAAACUUUAGCUGACGAAUCACAAAACGAUGCAACUAAUGAAUAUAUUACAAUUCCAUGUGAGCUAUACAAAACCAUUAAGGAUAACAACGACCGAUACAACAAUUUACAAAAAAGUUAUCAAUUGAUAAUGGAUGAAUUUAUGGACAAUCCAAGUAAAUUAUUUUCAUCCAUGACCAAGAUUGACACUAGAGGCAUGUCACUUCGAGAGAAGGAGUUAUGGAAAAAUCAAAACAAAUUGAUCACACUCUUGAAAGAAAAUUAUGAUGCAAUCAAACAAGAAAAGGACCUACAGGCAUUAAAGGCACCAAAACAGCCAACAAAGGCAACGCUGCAAGUGGAAGAGGUUGAGGAGAGUUUGACCACCUCAACAACAACUUCAGCAAGGUCUGAACGAAAUGUUACAAAAGAAAAUUCUGUUGGAUCAGAGCAACGGAUUUCAAGUAGACAAACAUCAAUGGAAUCGUUGAUGCUGUCAAAAUCGUCACCACGUUCUGUGUUAUUAGAACCUGUGAAACAAAAAGAACCAAUUAAGGCUUCCCCCUCCAACCAACACCAGGAAAAUAAUGUAUCAUUGUCGAAUGUCCAUGAAUCGGAUGAUUAUGAAACAUCGUCAAAGUUUAACAUAACGAAUGAAGAAGAGAAUACAGAACUGAAACUUCCGAAAGUAACUUCUUCAGCAAGUUUUGAAACAAGCACAUUGGAUACACAUGAGAAUCAAGAAAACAACAACUUGAAGGAGGUACCAAACUCAAUUUCUGUAAAUGACAAUGCCGCUUCAAUUGCUAUCACAAACAGUUCAUUUGAGGAUUUUGAUGAAGAUUUUGAGACCAGCCAAACCAUGGAUUCAUCUUCAAAAGCUACUUUUAUCCCACCUCCCACAUCUUCUCAAAGUGACACAUUAAGAUCUGACCACGAUUUCGCAGUUGUUCAGGUACAAAACAACGAGAGGAGACCAGCAAAUACAUCCGUUCAGGAAGAGGAGUUCGAAGACUUUGAAGACAAUGAAUUUGAACAUGCGGUGCAAAAUCAAGUGGUUGAAGAGGAGGAUGAUGAAGAUGUCACAUAUGAAGAGCAGCAAGAAGGGCAUCAAGAACCUUCAGAUGAGAACGAAGUUGUCCACUCCAUCGAUUAUUCUGGAAUUGAGGAACGAGCUGAGGAAGAGGAUAGAAUUUAA
Naegleria fowleri is the source of this 2841-nucleotide messenger RNA. RefSeq lists its product as uncharacterized. Bases 1 to 2841 code for a protein of 946 amino acids. The transcript is spliced from 2 exons. The record is from RefSeq and is a predicted model, not a curated record. Lineage: Eukaryota; Heterolobosea; Eutetramitea; Acrasida; Naegleriidae.